Messenger RNA from Lactuca sativa (garden lettuce), 2177 nucleotides. Its product is annotated as putative pectinesterase/pectinesterase inhibitor 45. Gene Ontology annotation, molecular function: pectinesterase activity; enzyme inhibitor activity. The record is from RefSeq and is a predicted model, not a curated record. Lineage: Eukaryota; Viridiplantae; Streptophyta; Magnoliopsida; Asterales; Asteraceae. Gene Ontology annotation, biological process: cell wall modification.
CAUAACAAAAUUUUAACGAAGAAAACAGAAGAAUAUUGUACAAAUUGCUUCCAACUUUUAUUUUUUUCGAAAGAUUCCAAUAUUUUGAAGCCUCUGCCUUGGCUACAAUCCAAGGCAGAGAUCAGACGAAGACGAAGGCAUUUUGCCUUCGUAUUAAUAAAGUCAAAUCAUGGCAUUUCAAGAUUUUGACCAAAUUACAGAACGUCGAAGACUUGAAAGAAAACAGAAAUUGAAAAGGAGAAUCAUACUUGGUGUUGUCGUAGCCGUUCUAAUUCUUUCAGCAGCUAUUGUGGCAUUCUUGAUAUUCCUUAACAAUGCCCAACAAGAUGAAGCCGAAGGGGAUGACGUGCCCAACGUGGAGAGUGCCAACAAUGAAGAUAAGGACACGUCACCUGGUAUCUCCGGUGAUGAUGGAAAUAACGACCAAAAAAUCUUACAAACCCAAAAGGCCGUGAAAACCGUAUGUCAGUCAACGGAUUAUAAAGAAACAUGCGAGAGUCAUCUUGAGAAAUCGUUGAGUUCUACAAAACCUUCGGGAAUACCCCAACCCGAGGAUCUUGUGAACGCCGCCAUAUCCGUGGCCUCUGAUGAGCUCAAUAAUGCCAUCGAACAAACCUCUAAAGCCAUGAAAGACGAGGAGAAAGGGAUACACGAUGUUUGCAAGCAAGUUCUCGAGGAUGCGCAAGACGACUUCAAUAGGUCACGAAAUGCAGCCAUGGAUGGCACCGCUGUUCUUGAUUUAGACAGUUGGUUGAGUGCGGUGAUUGCGUAUCAACAAACCUGCAUCGAUGCAAUUACAGAGGACGCAACUAGGGCUAGUGUCGAAAAGGUUUUAAAGACCACCAAGGAACUCACCAGCAAUUCUCUGGCCAUCGUCUCCUCAUUCGACAAAGGAGCAGCACCACCUGCAACCGCCAAUCGACGGCUUCUAUCUCAAAGCCCAGAUGAACUUCCCAUCUGGAUGACGCAUGAAACCCGAAGGUUACUAAAGGCUGACGCUCCAACCCAGACUCCAAAUGCGACUGUCGCUAAAGAUGGUUCGGGUGAUUUCUCCACCAUUUCUAAGGCGUUGGAAGGGAUCCCGGAGAAGUAUGAAGGUCGAUAUGUCAUUCACAUUAAAGCAGGCGUGUUCGAAGAGAACGUGAUUGUAACGAAAAAGAUGGUAAACGUCACAAUGUAUGGCGAUGGAUCGCAAAAGACGAUCAUCACGGGGAAGAAAAACUUCGUAGACGGCGUGCCUACAUUCCAAACAGCGACAUUUGCGGCUAUCGGGGAAGGAUUUAUCGCUCAGUCAAUUGGAUUUAAAAACACAGCAGGUCCUGAAAAACAUCAAGCAGUCGCACUGAGAGUGCAAUCUGAUCGUUCGAUAUUCUUGAAUUGUCGGAUGGAGGGAUAUCAAGAUACAUUGUAUGCGCAAACACACAGGCAGUUUUAUCGUGGGUGCGACAUACUCGGGACAAUAGAUUUCAUAUUUGGAGAUGCUGCUGCGGUCUUUCAGACGUGUGAGAUUUUGAUCAGAAAGCCGAUGGAGAAACAAAAGAACACAGUGACAGCUCAGGGAAGAAGCGACAAGCGUCAAACGACAGGGAUGGUGUUACAGAAAUGCAAGAUUACUGCAGAUUCAUCUCUGGAGCCUGAAAAGUCAAAGAUUGAAAGUUACCUUGGGAGGCCAUGGAAAGAGUUUUCGAGAACAAUCGUUAUGGAAUCAGAGAUUGGAGAUGUUAUUCGUUCAGAUGGUUGGUUGCCAUGGGAAGGAGACUUUGCGCUUCAAACGCUUUACUACGCAGAGUAUAACAACAUAGGUCCGGGAUCUCAGGUCAAAGAUAGAGUUAAAUGGCCUGGUUAUCAGAAUGAUUUCAAGAAGGAAGAAGCGAUCAAAUACACUGUAAGCCAAUUUAUACAAGGCGAAAGUUGGUUAAAAGGUAGCAAGGUUCCUGUUCGUCUUGGCUUCUAUAGCUGAUUGAGUUAAAGAUUAUUCUCAAAGGUUCCAAAAAAUGAAAGCAAGGCUAACACUUCAACGACUGCAUAUGAUCGAUUAGCCAUGCAACGGGACUCGUUUUACUCGAAUAAAGAUUUGCACAAGUAGGUACGAUCACAUUUUUUAGUAUGAAACAUGUUUAAAAGUAGUUCAUAGUGUUGGUUUUUCUUUAGAGUUGCUAUUUGUAUUGGAAUAGCUA